UGGUUGGUAUGGCGCGCACGAAGCAGACGGCUCGCAAGUCGACCGGUGGCAAGGCCCCGCGCAAGCAGCUGGCCACCAAGGCGGCCCGCAAGAGCGCGCCGGCCACCGGCGGCGUGAAGAAGCCGCACCGCUACCGGCCGGGCACCGUGGCCCUGCGGGAGAUCCGGCGCUACCAGAAGUCCACCGAGCUGCUGAUCCGCAAGCUGCCGUUCCAGCGGCUGGUGCGCGAGAUCGCGCAGGACUUCAAGACGGACCUGCGCUUCCAGAGCUCGGCCGUCAUGGCGCUGCAGGAGGCGAGCGAGGCUUACCUGGUGGGGCUGUUCGAGGACACGAACCUGUGCGCCAUCCACGCCAAGCGCGUCACCAUCAUGCCCAAGGAUAUCCAGCUGGCGCGCCGCAUCCGCGGGGAGCGGGCUUGAGUGAGCGCUCGGCUCGAGGUUCCAUCCUAUUCAAAGGCUCUUUUCAGAGCCACCCACGACAGCACUUGGAAGAAGCUGUGCCACUUUAGUUGUUUGUCCGCUCCUUCCCGGCGGACGCUUCUCUAUCGCGGGAGGGUGGGACAGACGAGUCCUCACGACAGGUGACGUAAAAGCCACGAACCGGAUCCAGGUACCCUGUUGGCUAGCUUCCCUCUCCCGGCGGCCCGGGUCCUCAGUUUCGCUUCUGCGAAACGGCGGUCCACGCUCGCUUUACUGAUGGGUGUGGGGUGGUCUUUUAGCAGCUCCACCGUGACCCAGGUUGUAAGCUGUCUAGGAAGUGAAAAAGGGAUUUCAGGGUCGAGGGGUCCCAAGACAACGGAGUUUCUAUGCGACGCUAGAGACUUGCCGUCCAGAGCGCACCCCGGCUGGUUUUUUUUUUUUUAAUUAAAGAUUAUUUGUUUAUAUAUUUGACAGAUCACAAGUAGGCAGAGAGAGACGGGGAAGCUGGCUCCCCG
This is a messenger RNA of Lutra lutra (Eurasian river otter), 934 nucleotides long. RefSeq names its product histone H3. The record is from RefSeq and is a predicted model, not a curated record. Lineage: Eukaryota; Metazoa; Chordata; Mammalia; Carnivora; Mustelidae. Gene Ontology annotation, molecular function: DNA binding; protein heterodimerization activity; structural constituent of chromatin. Gene Ontology annotation, cellular component: nucleosome. Bases 9 to 419 code for a protein of 136 amino acids. The transcript has a single exon.